AUGGCAAUAAAGAAGUCGUCUCAAGCAGCAUCUAUCAAGCAAAUCUUAAAGAGAUGCUCGAGUCUAGGGAAGAAGAAGAACGUGAAUGGUUGCUACUACAAUCAAGAAGAUCAUCUUCCACAAGACGUGCCUAAAGGUCAUUUUCCGGUUUACGUUGGACCGAACCGAAGUCGGUACAUCGUUCCCAUCUCGUGGCUCGAACAAUCCGAGUUUCAAACGUUGCUCCGACUAGCCGAGGAAGAGUUUGGUUUUGACCAUAAUAUGGGUCUAAUCUUACCUUGUGAUGAAGAGUUUUUCAGGUCUCUUAUCUCCAUGUUCAGAUAA
This is a messenger RNA of Thlaspi arvense, 324 nucleotides long. NCBI's taxonomy places the organism in Eukaryota, Viridiplantae, Streptophyta, Magnoliopsida, Brassicales, Brassicaceae. The record is from the annotation of a GenBank genome assembly.